Aspergillus wentii DTO 134E9 is the source of this 1800-nucleotide messenger RNA. RefSeq lists its product as uncharacterized. The record is from RefSeq and is a predicted model, not a curated record. Gene Ontology annotation, cellular component: HAUS complex; mitotic spindle microtubule. The transcript is spliced from 2 exons. NCBI's taxonomy places the organism in Eukaryota, Fungi, Ascomycota, Eurotiomycetes, Eurotiales, Aspergillaceae. Gene Ontology annotation, biological process: spindle assembly. The coding region runs from base 1 to 1800 and encodes 599 amino acids. Gene Ontology annotation, molecular function: microtubule binding.
AUGCAGUCCUCCAGACCUCCAUCCCGUUCCAAGGCAUUGAACUGGACGCCCUCAUCGCACGUCACCGUCUUUAUCCGCAAUCUGAAAUUGUUGCGGCUGGAUUCGCAAGAGGACUGGCCGGAUAUCACCGUUCGCUCGCUUUCCCCCUCAUCGCAGAACCAGCGCCAGCGCAUCAAGGUCGUCGAAUGGGCUCUGUACAACCUCGUCGCUAUUUGGGACCCGAAUACCGCGCAUGAUAAACUCCGCCCGUUCUUCCCCCCGCUAGAACCACUACAGUCGGUGAACCUCCGCGCAGCUCUGUUUCGAGUUCUAACCGAGCUCAAAAAGAAUGGCGAUCUCGGGAGGGAAACUAUUCUGCGGAAAUCCAUGCUGGACGAUUGUAAGGGGGAUCGAUUCGAUGAGUUACUUGCGGUCUUCUCAACGGCUGUCCUUCGUCGGGCCUUGACCGCCACUGCGGAGCAGCUCCCCAAUCCCGCACUCAGACUAUCGACAGCCAAAGGCAUUACUCCCGAGGACUAUCAGCUGAUGGUACCUCUUAUCCUUGCCCAUACCGUUUCUCUUGGUGCAAUGGGAGAUCGCCGCGCUCAUGUGCGCCUGACCUACGACCAAUUUUCUGAGCUAUUGGAUAGCAAGAAAGUACAACUCGCCAAUCGGGCAAAUGAUGAUUCCUCCACUAUCCCUGGUGAUCCGAAAAACUUUGAUACGCUAGCCCAGGAGAUUAGAUCAAAUUGGCUGGGCAGUGAAGAAUGGGCGGAGACUUUGCUUUACGGUGGCUCUCAGAGCAGUAGUGAUGCUUUUCUGGAGUUUCCUUUCUCCGAGGCAUGGUCCAGAGCUAAGAAGUCUUCGGUUGAAGAUCUCAGUGCCAGCUCAGCUCAGGAUCUGCUAGUUGAUCUGGAGUCUCGUGUUUCACGGCAGCGCGAUCGGUUGGAUAGAUGGCGUGAAUUUAGCGCAUCUAUUCAAAAUGCAGAAGAUCCCGGAAGUCUGUCAUCAGGAACUACCUCAAACAGUACGCCAUUGGUUUUUAGAGAUCAUCAAGCUCUAAACAUUGCCAGCAUCUCCAGAGCGGUUCGACAACCAGUAAAUCGUACUUGUUUAAGAGGAGAAGACCAGAAGCUUCUGUCCUCCAUGAACGAAGCCCUCGCUCGCAUUAGCGGUAAAUCCAACCUGUCCGGCCGGGCUGCUCCUCCAUUGCGCGUACCUGCCGUGGAAACAGACACCGGUGGUCGCACAAGCAGUUUGGCAUCACCCGAACCCAACACCUUUUCUCCAGAAGAAACUGGCUCUGAAAUAGCUGAAUCUCCUACAUCAUACAGUCGGGCGAGCUCUCCUAUUGUGCAGGUUUCUUCAGAAGUGAAUCCUGACAAAGGAUAUAAAAGCACUCGAUCCAAUACCUUUACUCUGGUUGAACGCACGAGGAAAUCCAUGUCAUUGGUUCCCCCGAUGCCUACUACUCGCUCAAGGGAAAGUCUUGCACCUCGUUCGUCUCGUGCCUCGUUCCCCGUGAACCAAUUCGAAACGCCGCAGAAACAGGGGUCACAUCGAUAUGACUCCAUCUCCAGGGCAUCUACCCCGCAGGAUGAGUUAUUUAAAGAGGAGGCGGACUAUUCCAGCGUUUUCAAAUCUCGACCACGUGUCGCUCACAGCCCUAUUGCUUCUCCAGCGGUUCACUUCAGUCCAAUGGAUGAUUUUGACCUGAAUGCGGACACGGAUAUUAACCAGGCGAGAAGCUCAUGGGCUGCAAACGGGGAUUACAGUGAGCUGGAUCUGACGAAUUCCCCGUCCCGUCGUCGCAGGUUCUAA